Molecule: messenger RNA, 540 nt
Organism: Musa acuminata AAA Group (dessert banana)
Lineage: Eukaryota; Viridiplantae; Streptophyta; Magnoliopsida; Zingiberales; Musaceae
Product: protein LATE FLOWERING-like
Exons: 1
Coding region: 1-540 (179 amino acids)
Biological process (GO): negative regulation of abscisic acid-activated signaling pathway
Source: RefSeq, a predicted model, not a curated record
AUGGAAGAGGCUUCAAAGAUCAGGAUGGAAUCUCCUCUCCGAAGGCUGCCACAGUCACCGCCACAGACGGCCCUUCAUCUUCAACGCACCUUGGCUUCCUCCUCCUCGCCUUCCUUCGACCGGGAGACAGAGGACGUCAGGCUCUUCCCUUGCCACUUCUGCAACAAGAAGUUCCUCAAGUCCCAGGCCCUUGGGGGGCAUCAGAAUGCUCACAAGAAACGAAGGACCAUGGCUGGAUGGAGCUCCUUCAAUUUCGUCUCUCCUCACCGCGGGUGGACUACGCCGCCGUUUCCCAUCGCCUCCCACGGAUCCAAGUAUGUCCCGCGUGAGAGCUUCAACUCCCCUGGGCCGCCUCGCUUCGGCGCUGACCACCCGCAGCUGGCCACUGCGAGCGGGAACCGAGCAACGUACGCCGCUGGACACGAGACCAUCGAUCUUCUGAACUGGCAGAGGGGUUCCCACCCUCCACAAGUGCUCUUGGCCGAUGCCUCCAACUCCGACGGAUGCCACGCCGAGCUUGAUCUUUCUUUGAAGCUCUAG